CAAACGACCACUUCGUACCUCGCCUCACUUCACUCCAUCCCCCCGGCCAUGGUGAUGACGACGACCUCGGCAGCAUCUCAUUUUCUCUCUUCAUGCGACAUUGCCCCAUCACCCGCACCGCUCCGCUCCCGACCAGCAGCAGCUCACGUGGCCGCCAAGCCGUCUCCCGUCCACGUACGCAUUUCUGUUCUGGAAUAGGCUGGCCUUUGGUCUGGUCUGGUCUGGUCUGGCCCAUCCCACAUCCAGCCCACCACCAGCACAGCCUCCCCAGGCUGACGUCGUGUUUUCGCCGUUUCGAACGCGAAGCCGCUAUUGCUUCCCCCUGCGUCAAGGACGGUCUCGUCCCGCCUCUCGUUUCUGGGCACGGCACGGCAUUCUCUUGAUGCAGGGAUCUAUCUAUCUGCCACCUGCCUGUCUGUCGGGUCAACCUGUCCGGCGUCCAGCAGCCUCUUCUUCUUUUAACUAGUCGCUGUGCUGCCGCCUGACGAUCGUUGCCUCGCCUCCCUUCUCCCUUGCCUCGAUCUCGGCCCGCGUCGCGCCCUCGCUCGACCUUUGCGUCCUCGGUCACACCCGACCUGCAGCAUCGUCGCUUGGACUGCGGCUUUCGAUCAGCUACCCACCUUCACUCUUUGUCGAGUUGACGUACGAAUUUCACUUUGGACCGUCUAAAUUGCCAUCCCUGCACGACCCAACGCCCGCCCAAGGCGUCUUGCACGUGCAUUCCUGAGCUCGUUCCCCCCUCUCUGCGUGCUCAGCACCGUCUGCCCACGACCCGGGCCUGCACGGGCCGGCGUUGACGAUGGAGGCACAGUCUCUGGCCUCGCUCAACGUCCUUGCCUCGAAUCCGCCCCAGUACCCGGAAAAGCCAGGCGAGGAAAGGAGGGACCCCCUAGUACUAUACAUAUCCCGCGUCCCGGGAACCCGAGAUAUAAUACUAUCGCCCUUCAAACCGCAGAUUAAAAAUGUCACUGCCGAGGACGUCGCCUCGUCGCUCUACUACGUCCAUCUAGAGUUGCCCGGCCAGGAGGCGCAGACAGACGUCGUCCCGCGCACCAGCGAGGACGCCACGUCCGUGCAGGCCAUUCCCCGGAAGCCCGUUUCGGAUGCGGCGCGGCCUCUGACGCCGGACAGUCUGCAUAAUGAAAGCGAUUUGCAGCCACCAUCGCAGGCUUCUGCACAGCUCCCAGCCAGGCAGCGGGGCAGCUCCCUCGGGGCGUACGGAGAUUCGCUCCUUCCGGGCCCACGCCCGGCUCAGAACGGUAUGCCGCCUCCGCCGCGCCUGCAGACGUCGAUGCCGGCACGCAAGCCCGUCGGGCCCCGGCCCAUGACCGAGGUGACUCCGCCCACGCCGCUCACACCCGACGUCGACCGUUCGCCCGUGCCACCAAGUGGCCCGGCCUUGGAGCAGCGACCAGCCGCAAUCGACCCUCCCCAAGACCACACCGCCGCUUAUGAGUCCAAGCGCUCGCCGUCGCCGGAGAAACACAGCCGUCGGGGCUCCUUGGCAGGGUCACCCUUCACAUUGACGCUCAUCCGUCGCGAUCCGAGCUCCGGCAGCCAGUGGAAUGUCGGGCGCGUUUCGUCGCGGCAACUUGAGCUCGCCGAGGCUGAUGUUGACCAGUCGGGCAUCCAGCCAUUCUCUUUCCCACCCGUCGCCCCCCCUGCAGCCUCGAGCCCGCCCAUCAGCAUCGAGAUUGAGACGUCUGGGUAUGCCAAGUUUCGCCGCGCCCCGCCGCGAAGGAGCGGCGAAAUGACCCUCGAGGCCGUCAUGGCGGCAGCCGCGGAGGAUCACGCACCUCGUAACGAAAUUGGCGUGUUUUCGAGACAGGUCGUCAUGGGAUACUCCAAGAGCUGGACAUCCAACGUGAAGGAGAAGCUCCGGCGAAUGGAGCAGGUAGGCAGGGCUAGGAUCAAUCGCGACCGCAGCGAUAGCACCGUCUCGGUCGACUCGGCCAUGUCUAUCAGUCCGCCCAACGGCGACCUCCAAGGCAUGAAGCCACGGGGCUACACCUUUACGAGUCCGUGGGACGGCAAGUGCGAGUUCCGCACGGGCACCACCGGGCGCAGUGUGCAGUGCCGACACACGCUCUACGACGGGGAGGCAGCCAUCUACAACCCCCUCGUCGCCGACCAAGGCAGCGCCGCGCCCAAGUCGGGCAGCAAAACCGUCAGCGAGCUUCGCUUCAACCUGCCGAUGUCGGAAGUCGCCGGCGAGCAGGCGCGCAACGCCAAGGACCAGUGGCGAGGCAACUUUAGCAAGCUGCUUAAGCCUAACGGUGACCCGGAUGCCGACGCUGACACGCACGAUUACGGAAGCGACAGCGCCAUAUCACCGUUCGAGAUCAACGUGGGGAGCGAGCGCGCAGGAGGCGGCAACCGUGGCAGCCGCGCCAAGCUCGGGAAGCUAAUUGUGUACGAAGACGGUUUGAAGAUGCUGGAUCUGGUGGUGGCGGCCAAUAUUGGUGUCUGGUGGGGAGCAUGGGAGCGUACGUUUUGAGCGUUGCAUGGUGCUGGUGCUUUACGCGAUGCAUGGCAUGGCAUGGCAUGGCAUUGGGAGAGCGAUUGGCGUUGGGCCGUGGGAGAAAGAGCUUACUUGUUCCUAUCACGAGUUAUGACUGCCAUGCAGCUACAGAGCGAUUCGACUUGGGUGC
Messenger RNA from Purpureocillium takamizusanense, 2651 nucleotides. RefSeq lists its product as uncharacterized. The transcript has 2 exons. Bases 800 to 2497 code for a protein of 565 amino acids. NCBI's taxonomy places the organism in Eukaryota, Fungi, Ascomycota, Sordariomycetes, Hypocreales, Ophiocordycipitaceae. The record is from RefSeq and is a predicted model, not a curated record.